Molecule: messenger RNA, 3399 nt
Organism: Athalia rosae (coleseed sawfly)
Lineage: Eukaryota; Metazoa; Arthropoda; Insecta; Hymenoptera; Athaliidae
Exons: 19
Coding region: 156-3326 (1056 amino acids)
Biological process (GO): lipid metabolic process
Source: RefSeq, a predicted model, not a curated record
UAAGAAAAAAAUAGAUCGCCGAUGAUAGAUUACGAUAGACGCCUGAUAAUGAGCUAUUAUCGAGCUAUGUGAUCGGAUAAAAUGAGUAUAUUAAGGGCAGCAGAUAUUGAGGACUGAAAAAUUGACGAUUAGCAGUAGCAGCCGCAGCCACCGUCAUGAAAUUCUUACUUAUUUUAUUCGUUGUGGCCGUCGGAUAUGUAGCAGCGGACAGAAAUGAGGUGGUUUGGACCGAAGAAAUGGUGCAAGAUGUCAUGUCUCGACCAUCCAUCGACGCAGAAUUGACCGUCCCCGAAUUGAUCACCAAGUACGGUUACAUCCAGAACAGUUAUAAAGUCACCACCAGAGAUGGUUACAUUCUCGGAGUACACAGAAUGUACUCACCUCACGGAAGACCUAUCGCGGAUAGGCCGGUCGUUUUCUUGAUGCACGGUUUGCUCAGCAGUUCAGCCGACUGGGUCAUCAUGGGACCUGGAAAGGGUCUGGCCUACAUUCUGGCCGACGCCGGAUACGACGUAUGGAUGGGAAAUGCAAGGGGAAACACUUACUCCAGAGCUCACAGAUCGUACACGGAUUAUUCUGGUGAAGAUUUCUGGUACUUUUCUUGGCACGAAAUCGGGAAAUACGAUCUUCCUGCAAUGAUCGAUUUAGCCCUGAACACCACGGGACAAAAGCAAGUAAUCUACGUAGGUCACAGCCAAGGAAGCACCUCGUUCUUCGUUAUGGCAUCGGAGAUACCCGAGUACAAUCAGAAGAUCAAAGCAAUGUUCGCCCUGGCGCCUGUUGCUUACAUGAAACAUUUGAUCAGCCCUAUGUUGCAAUUAGCAUCUAGCGCAACGAUGCCGUUGUCGCUGAUUUUGAAGUUGUUCGGUGUGCACGAGUUCCUCCCGUCCAGUGAUUUGAUCGACACAGUUGGAGCAACUUUCUGUCACGAUGAUGCUCUCACGCAAGUUUUAUGCAGCAACGUGUUAUUCCUUUUGUGCGGAUUCAACAAGGCCCAGUUGAACACGACUGCACUUCCGACGAUCUUUGCCCAUAUUCCAGCAGGUGCAUCGACUCGCCAGCUAAUUCACUACGGACAAGAAAUCAGCUCUGGAAAAUUCAGGCGAUACGAUCACGGUUUGGUUUCCAAUCUGAUCCAAUACGAUUCGUUGCAUCCACCGAAGUACGAUCUGAGCCGCAUCACCGCACCGGUCCACUUGUUUCACAGCGACAACGAUUGGAUGGCUGCCGUCAGGGAUGUGAAAAAGUUGUACUCGGAGCUUGGGAAUCCGGUUGAGCUUUACCGAAUCCUCGAUGGGAAAUGGAACCACCUGGACUUCACGUGGGGUAUCGAUGCCAAGGAACUCGUGUACGAUAAAAUCGUGAAUACCUUGAAGAAAACGACGGCUGUGGUUUUCGCGGCAUCGGUUGUACUGCAAGGAAAUGCUAUAACGGCAUGGAGCAUGUCGGAUAUUGGAAAUUAUUUCGGAUCGUCGACGCAAUCGAAAAACAGGUUCGGUCUCGACGUAAUUCCCGAGUAUAAACUGGAGAAGCACACAUUUUACACUUCAUUGGAAUCGGCAACGAAUGGUUCGGAGGAAAUUCUACUUUACAGAAUACCCGGAGGGCCGAAAUCCCCCCCUAAACGUGGAAAGCAGACCUUUCUUAUCCAACACGGGGUGCUCUGCGAUGUUGAUCGAUGCAACGUCAACCAGCCAAUUUUCGCGAUUUCGUACCUCCUCGUCGAUCAAGGCUACGACGUCUGGCUAGGGCAAUGUAAUUUCAACGACUCCGUCAGCUUAUCGGAGAACGAGGAGAAAAAAAGAUUAGCGCCCGUCGCAAAGUACAUUAUGGCGGAAACUGAUAAAGAUGAAAUUUCUGUUAUGGGAAAUUUCGACGGUUCGCUGAAAAUAUUCGGAAUGACAGCAAAUGAGCCGGAACCCGACGAGGAGCAGUCCACGUUCUCAAGAUGGUUGGAAAAGAUUCCCGGAGUCACAACCGCGAAGAAAUGGUACAAUCAAGGACGAAAUUAUAUAAGUACUAGCUACGACAAAGUGGUCCACAGUUUCGACGACCUCGGUAGAAGAAUCGAUUACGUCAUCGACGACUUGUCAAUUCGCGAAUUAAAAAAAAAAGUUCUCAACUCGUGGGGUAUGCUGUCGUCAGCUGUCGGACCGACUCUCAACAUCGAUGACUUUUCCAAAAUGAUCGACGACCCCGAGGUUCACCUUUCAACUCCGGAGCUUAUCCGAAAAUAUGGUUACGAAACUGAAACUCAUACAGUUGAAACCGAAGACGGAUUUAUUUUAACGGUCCAUCGUAUCGCGGGUGGGAAAAAGUAUCCCCCUGGGAAAAAUAAACCAGCGAUAAUUCUACAGCAUGGGAUUCUGUGCAGUUCCGCGGACUGGGUGAUCAUGGGUCCUUCGAAAUCUUUGGGUUACAUACUCGCCGACCAUGGCUAUGACGUAUGGUUGGGAAAUUCCAGAGGGAACACUUAUUCGAAACGGCACAAGAAUCUUACGAGUGCCGAUGCUGCAUUUUGGGAUUUUUCAUGGCACGAAAUGGGCCUAUACGACGUCCCGGCUGUGAUCGAUUACGUUCUCAACGAAACAAAAAUGUCAAACCUCUCAUACGUUGGCCAUUCCCAAGGUGCUACUCAGCUUCUCGUCGCACUUUCAGAAAGACCAGAAUACAAUCGGAAAAUCAACUUUGCUGCGAUAUUUGCGCCGAUCGCGUACGCCGGCAACAUGCGAAGUCCGAUAGUGACUCCCUUCGCAAGGAUAAGCACCCCUCUUUACUUCCUAUUCAAAUUAGUUGGAGUCAACAAUUUUUUACCAACGAAUGCAUUCCUCUCCGAAAUCGGGCGAGAUAUUUGCGAGUCGAGAUCGGUUCUCCAGGUUGUUUGCAGUAACACUUUGUUUCUGGCAACAGGUUACGAUUCUAGUCAAAUGAAUUUGACGAUGCUUCCGGUCAUUCUGGGGCAUGUACCAGCCGGAGCAUCCACGAAGCAAUUUGUUCACUACGCUCAGCUCUAUAACUCUAAAAAGUUCCGACAGUUUGAUUAUCUGAUUCCGUACAGAAACAGGCAAAAAUACAAUCAGAGCGAACCGUUGGAGUACAAUCUUCGGAACAUAGAAGUCCCCAUGGCAAUUUUUUAUGCUUCGAAUGAUCUUUUAGCGGAUUACACGGACGUGGAAAGGCUGGCAGGUGAACUUCCGAACGUAGCGAUGCUACACAGAGUUUCACUGGAAAAUUUCAAUCAUGUUGAUUUCCUUUACGCUCUCGAUGCCCCGACUCUAGUUUAUCAUCAGCUCAUAGAUUCCUUACGGGACCAUCAAGACCUGUAGGGGUGAAAACUAACUUUUAGCAAAAAUAUGUAAAUAUCUAUGAACUGCAAAUAUAAAUUAAUCCACCAAUGAA